AUGGAAAGAUUGGUGGGAUUUUAUUAUAAAAACACUGGGCAUAGCUCACAAGAACUUGAGGAAACAGUUAUUGGGAUGUUAGAGUCUUUGAAACUGGAUAUUAAGAACUGUAGAGGCCAGUCUUACUACAAUGCCAGUAAUAUGAGUGGCAAGUAUUCUGGUUUGCAAGCACAUAUUCAAAUUUACAAUGAUUUAGCUCUCUUCACGCCGUGUGCUGCUCACUCUUUAAAUAUGGUUGUCCAUAAUGCAGCAGAUUGUUGUUUGGAAGCAACAUCUUUUUUUAUGUAG
Messenger RNA from Diabrotica balteata, 288 nucleotides. The record is from the annotation of a GenBank genome assembly. Lineage: Eukaryota; Metazoa; Arthropoda; Insecta; Coleoptera; Chrysomelidae.